Messenger RNA from Colletotrichum truncatum, 2199 nucleotides. Its product is annotated as ABC1 family protein. Gene Ontology annotation, biological process: ubiquinone biosynthetic process. The record is from RefSeq and is a predicted model, not a curated record. Lineage: Eukaryota; Fungi; Ascomycota; Sordariomycetes; Glomerellales; Glomerellaceae.
AUGAGAUUUGCCGAUUUUGCUGUCGAUUUGGCAGCCGUGCUCAGCGCAUCGCGCUCUGUCGCAUCCAAGCAUGUCGCCCUGAGAGGCCGGCAGCUUGAGAGCUUCACCAAGUCAUCCAGCUUAACACGUCGAGCUCCGGUGGCUCCAGACAAUACCCGACAUGACACUAUUACCGAAAACACGUCUGCGACAGAGGCAGCUGAAGUGCAGCCUCAAGUAAAGGAAGCAUCGCCCGUGCAGUUUGAGUCGAGACCUCAAGUCACUCACGUCCCGCACAGUUCUUUCGCCAACAUUCAGCCAGAAUCCAACAAUGGAACAAUUACGAAGCCAGAAUCUGGUUCGGUUCUGUCCCAACUGCGCCAAUCAAACCCUUCGAGCUUCCCCUGGUCUGAUUCUUCACCGCUAGAGGCCAGUUUCAAAGAGAAUAAGGCUCAAUUAGAAGGCUUAGCGAGAAAAGGGUCGGCUGCAUCAUAUGGCGCUCCCGUCUCCGAAAAACCAGAAGACGUUCCCUCUGGGGUCAACGUCAACAUUUUUCACAGCAGCCGCGCCGCCAGUAUGCUGGGUAAGCAGGAUGAUAAACAAGCGAACAACUUGUUUGGAGCCCGGAAGAAACUCAAACCUGUCGGGCUCCCAGAGUUUGUCGUUCAUUCUCAGACGGCAAAGGAUGCCCGAGAAAAUAAUUCAUCAGCAAAAGAGUCUGCACCGAAGGCUCAGGCAACAGAGCCUAAAGUCGACGACAGUACUGUUGCGAAGACUGCUCCCAUUGGCUCAGAGCCGGAGGUAGAGACAAAGCCUUCCCCAAUAGAGACGAAGGACGAGUCACCAGUUAAGGCGGUCCUUGAAACAGCGACCGAUCAAUCUUCGUCUCCAGCAUACGUACUCAGGGAGUCCAAGGUUCCUGCUACACGGCUUAGCAGGCUUUGGAACUAUGGCGGUCUGGCAGCAGGCAUGAUGGGAGGUGCCAUUUCUGAAAGCGUUGGCCGGGCUUUUGGCGGCAAGGGUGAAGGUUCAGUCCUUCUCAGCGCUGGAAAUAUGGAAAGACUCGUGUCAAAGCUCUCACGGAUGAGAGGUGCCGCUUUGAAGAUGGGCCAGAUGAUGAGUUUCCAGGACUCAAAGAUGCUCCCUGGACCGAUUCAGGAGGUGUUGCAGAGAGUACAAGAUCGUGCUGAUUAUAUGCCAUCAUAUCAGAGAGACAAGGUGCUCAUAGCCAACCUGGGUCCGGAAUGGCGUGAGCUGUUUGAAGAGUUUCAGGAAAAGCCCAUCGCUGCGGCGUCUAUUGGGCAAGUUCACCGCGCAACACUGAAGAAUGGGCGGAAGGUUGCCGUCAAAAUCCAGUUCCCAGGAGUAGCCGAUUCCAUCAACUCCGACCUAGACAACCUUGGAAUCCUGUUAAACGCCACCAAACUUUUGCCAAAGGGCUUGUAUCUGAAUAAGACCAUCGACAAUGCUCGUCUCGAACUUGGGUGGGAGUGUGACUACGAGAGAGAGGCACAGUGUCUCAUCAAAUACAAAGAGCUGCUCGCAGGCGAGGAGGAUACUUUUCUUGUGCCAGAUGUUCAUCUUCAGGCUUCUGGAAAGAACGUUCUCACCAUGGACUGGAUGGAUGGCAUCGGCGUCACCAGAGUUAAGUCAUUCACGCAGCAGCAGAGAGAUUGGAUCGGAACCCAGAUCUUGCGUCUUUGCUUGAGAGAAAUCACCGAGUUCAAGUUCAUGCAAACCGACCCUAACUGGACAAAUUUUCUCUUCAAUGCCAAAACCAACAAGCUCGAACUCCUUGACUUUGGCGCCUCAAGAGAAUACCCCGACGAGUUUGUCACUCAAUAUGUCCAGCUUCUUGCGGCUGCGUCAAGGUCUGACCAUCAAGGAGUUAAAGAACUUUCCGAGAGCCUUGGCUACUUGACUGGUCAUGAGAGCAAAACCAUGGUUGAUGCCCACGUCAAGUCGGUGCUCACUUUGGCCGAGCCAUUCCUCGCAUCGGCCCCCGAAGUUUACGACUUCAAGGACCAAACCAUUACCGAGCGGGUGAAGGGCCUUAUCCCCGUCAUGCUGCGCGAGAGACUUGCGCCGCCGCCCGAGGAAACGUAUAGCCUGCACCGCAAGCUGAGCGGUGCUUUCCUACUCUGCGCUAGACUCGGCAGUAAGGUUAGAUGCCGCGAGAUGUUCGAGGAAAGCUUGAAGAAGAACGGAUACACUGUUUAG